Molecule: messenger RNA, 2095 nt
Organism: Emiliania huxleyi CCMP1516
Lineage: Eukaryota; Haptophyta; Isochrysidales; Noelaerhabdaceae
Product: UDP-galactopyranose mutase
Exons: 8
Coding region: 1-2049 (682 amino acids)
Cellular component (GO): cytosol
Molecular function (GO): flavin adenine dinucleotide binding; UDP-galactopyranose mutase activity
Source: RefSeq, a predicted model, not a curated record
AUGACUUGCGGUCUCACGCUGCUGCCGCUGCUCCUGGGCAAGACAACCGCUCGGCCGGACUUGGUCGAGGCGAUUGGUGAGAUGCAGCGCGAGCUCGACCACUUGCGCAGCGAGAAGAAGCUCUGGGAGCAGUGGCGGCUGGGUGGGCAGGCUUCGCCGCAGCGGCUGGGCGAUCAGCCGUCGCCGUCGCCGCUAGAGCCGGCUCGCUCGUGCAUCGCUCCAGCCGGGCUCGACAACUUUGCCAGAGGCUGCGGGCGACCAUCGCCACAGCCACGCAAAACCUUCGCCCCAGCCGGUUGGAUGAAAGUGACUCUUCACGUCGUCAACUGCAAAGAGGACGUCGACUGGCUCCCACCCUGCGAUUUUCUCUCGGGCCUGCGCAUUCGGGUGGUCCACAAAUGCGGCAUGCAGAAAUUGACGACGAGGCCGGAGCACGCCCUGUGCAUGGAGCACGUGCAGUCCGAUCGCCCGACCGUGGGGCGUGAGAGCGAGGGAUUCCUCGGCGAGCUCGCAAAGAUUGACGCCUCAUCACCGACCGAUCUUCACGUCUUCAUGCAGGCCGACCCGGGGGAGUUCAAGCUCAGCCCGUGGAGGAGCCACAUCAGGAACCCGCUAAGCUUCAAGGACGCGCUUCGCAAGCUGGCUUCACGCGCUGACCUUGGCUUCGUGUCGCUGAGCAGCGAGCUGGGCAUCGUACACGACGUCUGCGCCGGUGCUGGGCGAGCAAACGGUAAGCACGUCCUCGCCCUGGGUCGGAAGACGGGCGCCAUCCGACUCAACUGCGCCCGAGACUACGUCUUCCCAAAGCGCGGCUGCUUCGCAGUCUCCGCCCGCCGCAUCCACGCCACCCCACAAGAGCAGUGGGCUGCCUACUACCGCACCUUUGCCGAGCAUCACGCGCCUGUGGUGCUGCGCGGCCGAACAUACGAAGGCGUGGACGGGCUCGAGCGAUUGGAGCGGAAUGCUUCUGAAAAGCUGUCCCUGAAGCGGCGCCACAUCGCCGGCAACUGCUACGACUUUCUCGACGACCAGACCGGACUCCGGCUCAAUCUGUACGGCCCGCACAACUUCCACACCAAGCUGACAAACGUCUGGGACUACGUGAAGCGGUUCGGCCGCUGGGCGCACUACUACCACAAGAAGCUGGCCUGGUCCGAGGGCCGGUUUGUCCCCUUCCCGCUCAACACCGAGACGCUCAACACGAUCUACGACCAGCACCUCAUGGGCGAGAAUGAGACGGCGGCCUUCCUCGCAAAGAUCGCAGAGCCGUGCGGCCCGGGAGGGUGCUCAAACUCGGAGCAGCAGUCGGUGGCGAGCGUCGGCAGGGCGGCGUACAACCAAUUCUACCGCGGCUACACGCUUAAGCAGUGGGGCGUCGACCCGUCGCAGCUCGACGCGCUCGUGACGGGGAGGAUCUCGGUUCGCAGCGACUUCGACAACCGCUACUUCACCGACCGCUACCAGAGCCAGCCGAGGGACGGGUACACACGGUGGAUGGCGGGCGUCUUGAGCGACCCUCUCAUCGACCUCGUGCUGGGCGUUGACUGGUUCGACGUGCAGCAGCGCCUCGCCGGCCGGUGCGGCAAGCUCAUUUUCACCGGCCCGAUCGACCACUACUUCGCCGACUCGGGCCUGCCAAAGCUGACGUACCGCUCGCUCCGCUUCGAGAAGCUGGCCGUGCUCAACAUCGGAGAGCACGGGUACAAGCACUACCCCGGCCAGCCGCGCAGCAACCACACCGUCGUGGCGCGCGGAGACGAGCGCGGCGCGGACGGCGAGCCGUACUACCCGGUGCCGAACCCGCGCAACCACGCGCUGUACGCAAAGUACAAGGCGCGCGCGCUCGCGGACAAGGAGGCGCUCAAGGGCGUGCACUUCGUGGGCCGGCUGGCAAACUAUAAGUACUUCAACAUGGACCAGGCGAUCGACAACGCGCUCAGGAUCUUCGACGGCCUCGACCGGGACAGCGCGCCCGGCCGGCUCCUGGUCAAGAAGAGGAAGAAGGAGCACAAGGGGGGCGCACACGAAGACGCGCUGCAUUUCGACUGACCAGUGCAGACUCUAGUCCUAGACGCGAGGCGUAAUUCCCGGACUG